Molecule: messenger RNA, 2822 nt
Organism: Cylas formicarius (sweet potato weevil)
Lineage: Eukaryota; Metazoa; Arthropoda; Insecta; Coleoptera; Brentidae
Gene: qkr54B
Product: KH domain-containing, RNA-binding, signal transduction-associated protein 2
Exons: 5
Coding region: 114-1205 (363 amino acids)
Biological process (GO): regulation of alternative mRNA splicing, via spliceosome
Cellular component (GO): nucleus
Molecular function (GO): mRNA binding
Source: RefSeq, a predicted model, not a curated record
UUUUAACUGUGCCAUAUUGAUUUACAAUAAAUAUGACAUUUCCUAGAUGAAACAGUUUUUAAUGAAUGCUAAGUAAAUAAACAAUUCGUCAAAACAAUUUAAAAUUUCUUAAAAUGACUGAACAGUACGAGCCUGUCGCAGAUCGUUCUAACGAUCACCACGAAAACGGUAGUCAAGAACAUGAAGGUGAAGAAUCCAAACUAACCCAAAAAAUGAAAGAACAAGUUCGAGAGCUUUUAGCAGAAAAAGUUUUUAUUGACGAAAACAGGCUGCCAAACGCUGUACGUUUAAUCGAUCAAGAAAUUUCCAAAUUGCAACAAACUGGUAGACCCAUAGGCAGGGAGUACAAAUACGUAGAUAUUUACAGAGAAAAACCUAUAAAAGUUACCGUAAAAGUGCUGGUUCCCAUCAGAGAGCACCCUAAAUUCAAUUUUGUUGGGAAGCUACUAGGACCCAAAGGCAACUCGAUGAAGCGUUUGCAAGAGGAAACAAUGUGCCGAAUGGCCAUUUUGGGCAAGGGCUCUAUGAAAGAUCGAAAUCGAGAGGAAGAAUUGAGAAAAUCUUUUGAUCCCAAGUAUGCUCAUCUGUAUGAUGAUUUGCAUGUAGAAAUCUCAGCAUUUGGCCCUCCGGCCGAAUCAUAUGCUCGUAUCGCUUUUGCUUUAGCAGAGGUUCGCAAGUAUUUGGUACCUGACAGUAAUGACCACAUUAGGCAAGAACAAAUGAAGGAAUUGGAAAUUCUCGGCGACAGGCCUUCAUUUGAAAGAUCCUAUGAGAAAAAGUCUAUUUUAAAAACUCUUCCGAGGCCCGGACCUCCACCAAUGAGAACUGCAACUCGUGUUCCAGUAAGUUCUCCUGUGAUGAGGCCUGUAAUGCCCGCCAAAACUAAAAUCUUAUCUAUUUUGGAUAAGGCCAGGACAGCAAUGAAAGAGAGUUAUGAUUAUGAGGACGAAGUGUAUGAGCCAAGGUCAACCUAUGAUGGCUACUUGUCUAGUCCUUCUUAUUCCAAAAAACUGUCCCCUUAUUAUAGUUGUGAUUAUGAUCAGGAUUAUUACAAGGAAAGCAGUUCAUACGAAGCAUCCAAGAAAAUAUAUGGAGAAUCUCCAAGCUCAAGCUGGAAGUCUAAAGCACCGGGGGGCGGGGCAUUGAAUUCACGUCACGUCGAGAGUCGCUACCCCAAGUCGCCGUACUCUCGACCCCCAAAGUAAAAGGGUCCUAUGAUGAUUUACGCCUCGUUCUUAUUUAUUUGAUUAUUUUCGUGAGGUGGAUAAUAUCUUAAAACGUAUAUAAUUAAACAAAAUCAUGGAAAGCUAAAAGUUUAAGCAAGACAAGCAAAUUAGAUGGAAAUUUGAAAGAAAAACUUCAUUAUUUUAAGGAUUCCACGCGGGCGAUAGUUUUGAUUAAAUAAAAACCUAACAAUUCCCACAAGGCCAUAACGAAAUGGCACUUAAGUUAUAAAUUUAUACCACUUUUUCAAAGGUAGUAAACCUCAAUCUUUUUCUGUUCUGUGGCAACGAAGUCGGAAUAAAGUAUAUAUAAUCUACUUUUAAUAUCUUAGGGAUGCCAUAAUCAACAUAGUCAGUACAACGCCUCUAGUCCCCCUGUCAUUUUGAACUUCUAUAUAAAAUUAUAAUUUUAAAUGCAAAAAAAAAUUGCAGUGCACGGCUUCCGACUUGGUUGUACCUUGAAAAUAUGGUUCAUUCAGAGUUUCUUUGGCUAAAUAUAAAUAAAUAAUGGUGAAUUUUAAGUCAAUCACACAAGAACUAGGUAUCGCCCCAUAAUAAUGAGAGGUAGCGAUAAGAUACACGAGUGCUCUGUGCAAGAGCCUUUGUUCUUAAAUCUAGUUUUUCUUUAAUGUUAUAAACUUCAUCAGAACUCUUAACUCACAAUAACGUAUAAAUUACCCUUAGAGGGAGACAAAUUAACAUUUUUUAAUCUCCUUUUUAACCAAUGACUGCGUGACGGUUGACAGAUCCUCAGUAAGUUUGGAUGCGGCAUUUUUACGGCAAUAUUAUCUCAAAAUAUGACCAGAUACCAUUAAAUCUUCGGGCAAAAAGGAGUUAAGCCUUAAUAAGAGUUAAUAAAUCUUUCAAUGUAUUACUAACCGAAAAGUAGGCUAACCUCGCUCCGUGCUGAUUAUCUGGAAUGAUCUCAUCCAAAUUAAGCUCACAAAAUGCGAACAAAAAAACUUACCGUUCCAUAAUUCUUUGAAAUUAAUUUAUCCAACGCCUAUUUCAUAUUUAAGCAAAUACUACCAACAUAAUUUUUGGAUUGGCAACAAGAAAACUACUACAAAAAUUACUAAGUUGCUGCAACGUCUCGCCUGAAAUUAAAACAAGUUCCAAUUUGAGUGAAAACGACUGAAAAUCAUGCAACUUUAGUAGCGACAGCGAUAAAUUGCAUCGUAAAAAUUGGGCUUUAGUUGUAUGUAAGCAAUUAAAGACAAGAUAAAACUUAUGAUAAGCACGUGUUAGAUUAAACCAUAUGCACAGAGCACCAUAUCGCUCUCUCUGACUAAGCAUUUAGGGCGAUCCCCGGUGUGAUUUUAUUACCAGCAGCUCCGUUACUGUCGGUUGAGGAUUUUAAUUCACGUCGUUACCCAUAUUAAAUGUUAAAAUAGUUAAAAGCCCAAAUGUUUAUGUAACGUAGAUGUAUAAAUGUGCGUAUAAUAAAUUUAAAAUAAUAUAAAUCCUAAUAAAACUCGAUUAAAAAAUAAAAACUUAAACCGGAUCUAGUACAAUUUUAGACCUAGUGCAAUCUACAGUACCCGAGUUUGUGUUUAGAAAAGUAAUAAAAUAUGUGGGAGUGUAAAUUCAGAUUUUUAA